AUGUACCCCGUUGGCCAACCUCCAGCGGGGGAGGCAAGUGCUGGAGCAGUGGGAGUAACGGGUGCCUCAAGCGCCACACCUGGAGCGACAGGGACGACCCCCGGUGCUCCAAGUGUAGCUGCUACGCCUGGAGCAACACCUGCAGGCGUCGCUACGGCUACUGGAGUUCUGUCCCUCGUGUCACCUGUCGCGCCACCUCCCGACAUGCCCGAUGUACUUACGUGUCCUCGACGGCCCAACUUAGGUCACGAAGGCAGACCUAUUAUGCUUCGUGCCAAUCAUUUUCAAAUAUCUAUGCCUAGAGGAUAUGUUCAUCAUUAUGAUGUUAAUAUACAACCAGAUAAAUGCCCCAGAAAGGUUAAUAGAGAAAUUGUUGAUACUAUGGUAAAGAGUUAUAAUAAGAUAUUUGGUGCCUUGAAACCAGUUUUUGACGGCAGAAACAAUUUAUAUACAAGAGACCCCUUGCCAAUUGGCAAUGAUAGAGUGGAGUUGGAAGUUAUUUUACCUGGUGAAGGUAAAGACAGAGUAUUCAGAGUCACUAUCAAAUGGGUGGCACAGGUGUCAUUAUUUGCUUUAGAAGAAGCUCUAGAGGGCCGCACGCGGCAGAUACCAUAUGAUGCCAUAUUAGCAUUGGAUGUAGUUAUGAGACAUCUUCCAUCAAUGAUGUACACACCAGUGGGUAGAUCUUUCUUCUCAUCCCCAGAAGGAUACUAUCAUCCACUUGGAGGUGGGCGUGAAGUCUGGUUCGGUUUUCACCAGUCCGUCAGACCUAGCCAAUGGAAGAUGAUGCUAAACAUUGACGUUUCCGCAACCGCCUUCUACAAAGCUCAACCAGUCAUAGAAUUUAUGUGUGAAGUACUAGACAUCAGAGAUAUAAACGACCAAAGAAAACCAUUGACUGAUUCUCAAAGAGUAAAGUUUACAAAAGAAAUUAAGGGACUCAAAAUCGAAAUUACCCAUUGCGGUGCAAUGAAGAGAAAGUACAGAGUCUGUAAUGUUACACGAAGACCUGCUCAGAUGCAGUCGUUCCCGUUACAGCUAGAAAAUGGACAAACAGUAGAAUGCACUGUAGCUAAAUACUUCUUAGAUAAAUACAAAAUGAAGCUAAGAUAUCCACACUUGCCUUGCCUACAAGUUGGGCAGGAACACAAGCACACAUACCUUCCUCUUGAAGUAUGUAACAUAGUACCUGGACAACGCUGUAUUAAGAAAUUGACUGAUAUGCAGACUUCAACUAUGAUUAAGGCGACUGCUCGUUCUGCACCUGACAGGGAGCGCGAGAUCAACAAUCUGGUCCGUCGGGCGAAUUUCAACACAGACUUAUAUGUCAAGGAGUUUGGGCUGACGAUUUCCAACAACAUGAUGGAAGUGCGGGGAAGAGUGCUCCCUCCACCGAAGCUACAGUAUGGUGGCCGCGUUUCCUCUCUUGGCGGACAGCAAGCUCUACCCAACCAAGGGGUGUGGGACAUGCGUGGGAAACAAUUCUUUAUGGGAGUUGAAAUCCGUGUCUGGGCUAUUGCCUGUUUUGCGCCGCAAAGGACUGUUCGCGAAGACGCACUCAAAAAUUUCACUCAGCAGCUACAGAGGAUAUCGAAUGAUGCCGGCAUGCCCAUAAUAGGCCAGCCGUGCUUCUGCAAGUAUGCGACUGGCCCUGAUCAAGUCGAACCCAUGUUCAAAUACCUCAAGUCCACCUUUGUUCAGUUGCAGCUAGUUGUUGUUGUGCUGCCAGGGAAGACGCCUGUAUACGCGGAAGUGAAACGAGUAGGCGACACAGUACUCGGUAUGGCAACACAGUGUGUCCAAGCAAAGAAUGUGAACAAGACAUCUCCGCAGACACUUAGCAAUCUCUGUCUAAAAAUCAAUGUCAAACUGGGCGGUAUCAACUCCAUUCUCGUGCCGUCUAUACGUCCAAAGGUAUUCAACGAGCCAGUUAUAUUCCUCGGUGUGGAUGUAACACAUCCACCAGCCGGCGACAAUAAGAAGCCGUCCAUUGCGGCUGUUGUUGGGUCUAUGGAUGCACAUCCUUCAAGAUACGCAGCAACAGUCCGAGUACAACAACACAGUGAGAAUGACAGGCAGGAGAUAGUGCACGAGCUGAGCAGCAUGGUGCAGGAGUUGCUGAUGAUGUUCUACAAGAGCACGGGCGGGUUCAAGCCGCACCGCAUCAUCAUGUACCGGGACGGAAUCUCCGAGGGGCAGUUUAUACAUGUGCUGCAGCACGAGCUCACAGCCGUAAGGGAGGCUUGCAUCAAGUUGGAGGCGGAAUACAAACCCGGCAUCACAUUCAUAGUGGUGCAGAAGCGGCACCACACCCGACUCUUCUGCGCAGACAAACGCGAGCAAUCCGGAAAGUCCGGCAACAUACCGGCCGGGACAACUGUCGACCUCGGCAUUACUCACCCCACAGAGUUCGACUUCUACCUCUGCAGCCAUCAGGGCAUACAGGGUACGUCCCGUCCGUCCCACUACCACGUGCUCUGGGACGACAACCACUUCGGUUCCGAUGAACUCCAGUGCCUCACGUACCAGCUCUGCCACACUUACGUGCGUUGCACUCGGUCCGUGUCCAUCCCGGCACCAGCGUACUAUGCGCAUCUCGUCGCCUUCCGCGCCCGCUACCACUUGGUGGAGAAGGAACACGAUUCUGGGGAGGGAAGCCACCAGUCCGCCUGCAGCGAAGACCGGACACCUGGAGCGAUGGCCCGCGCCAUCACCGUACACGCGGUCACCAAGAAGGUCAUGUACUUCGCUUAA
Leptosia nina is the source of this 2754-nucleotide messenger RNA. The record is from the annotation of a GenBank genome assembly. NCBI's taxonomy places the organism in Eukaryota, Metazoa, Arthropoda, Insecta, Lepidoptera, Pieridae.